Molecule: messenger RNA, 308 nt
Organism: Staurois parvus
Lineage: Eukaryota; Metazoa; Chordata; Amphibia; Anura; Ranidae
Source: the annotation of a GenBank genome assembly
UGAGCUCCCCGCCACCUCCUCAAAAUAAUAUAUAUAAUGGGCCAAAUUCACCCACAAACAUGCAAAGCAGGCCACCUAAUACCAGCAACAACUCACCUUCCUACUCACCUUUUGGUCAAACUCCAUCCCAGUUCAACAGUGCACCACCUCCCCCAGUUCAUCAGAUGACAAACCAGUUGAACAACAUGCAAAUAGGUGGCUAUGGUCCUCCUUCCACAAGUAACUCUCAGAUGCCACCUAAUCCAAUUAUGUCAGGCAGUUUCCCAUCUCAGCCUCUGGCCAUGGUACCCGGUCCACACACAGCUCCA